AUGUCUAAUCAUAAUGAAUCCAUUAGUGUGGUUGUUAGAGAGUUCCAAGUUAACAAAGACACAGAAAGAGUAGUAACACUUGAAAACACAUGUGAAGUUGGUCCCACUAACAAACUUUCUCUCUUCACCGACAUGCUAGGUGACCCCAUUUGCAGACUCCGUAACUCACCUUCCUUCCUCAUGCUGGUUGCUGAAAUUGGUGAAGAGAUAGUUGGAAUGAUAAGAGGAUGCAUCAAAACAGUCACAUGCGGUAAAAGCCUCUCAAGAUCAAAAACAUCUCUCACUAAACAAAUCCCAGUUUACACCAAACUCGCUUACAUAUUAGGCCUUCGAGUUUCUCCUAAUCAACGGAGAAUGGGAAUAGGGUUGAAGCUGGUAAAGAAAAUGGAAGCGUGGUUUAAAGAUAACGGCGCUGAAUAUUCAUACAUGGCAACGGAAAGUGAAAAUUUAGCGUCCGUUAAACUCUUCACAGAGAAAUGCGGUUAUUCAAAGUUCCGUACGCCGUCAAUCCUCGUUAACCCCGUUUACGCUCACAGAAUUAAAAUUUCACGAAAAGUUACUAUCAUUCCGUUAACUCCUUCACACGCCGUUAUUCUCUAUCGUAACCGUUUUUCCACCACCGAGUUUUUCCCUCGCGACAUUGACUCAGUUGUUUAUAAUAAACUCAGUCUCGGUACUUUUCUUGCCGUACCUUGUGGGUCCUACAGUGUUGAAAACUGGCCGGGCCCAGUAAGGUUUCUUUUGGGCCCACCUUGUUCUUGGGCCGUUUUAAGUGUUUGGAAUUCGAAGGAGGUUUUUAAGCUCGAGGUACGUGGCGCGUCGCGUGUGAAACGGGUUUUUGCUAAGACAACGCGGGUUUUGGAUCGGGCUUUUCCGUGGUUGAAGGUGCCUUCAGUUCCGGAUUUGUUUAGGCCGUUUGGGUUUCAUUUUUUGUAUGGGCUUGGUGGGGAAGGCCCAAAGGUGGGUAAGAUGGUUCGGGCUUUAUGUGGGUUUGCACAUAAUAUUGCUAUGGAAUGUGGGUGUGGGGUUGUGGCUACUGAGGUUGCUUCGUGUGAACCAUUUAGGUUUGGAAUACCUCACUGGAAAAUGCUAUCUUGCGCAGAGGAUUUAUGGUGCAUUAAAAGACUCGUGGAGGAUUAUAGUAAUGAUUUUAUUGGGGAUUGGACUAAAUCCGUGCCCGGAAUUUCCAUUUUCGUGGACCCUAGAGAUGUUUAA
Messenger RNA from Lathyrus sativus (Indian pea), 1215 nucleotides. Lineage: Eukaryota; Viridiplantae; Streptophyta; Magnoliopsida; Fabales; Fabaceae. The record is from the annotation of a GenBank genome assembly.